Molecule: messenger RNA, 1361 nt
Organism: Dermacentor silvarum
Lineage: Eukaryota; Metazoa; Arthropoda; Arachnida; Ixodida; Ixodidae
Exons: 6
Coding region: 291-1361 (356 amino acids)
Biological process (GO): proteolysis
Source: RefSeq, a predicted model, not a curated record
GCUAGACACAAUGAAAGUCGGCGCCUCCACGCUACAACCUUGCCAGGGGCCAGGGCGGCCACGGUGUCCUCUCCCGGAGUGUUGUGUUCGACAAGAUCCUGGCCGAGCACGGCUUACUGGGUUUUCCCUUCAGCAGCCACUCCAACUUUUCAGCGUCGGACAGCAAAGACAGCGACCUGUCGACUGCUGCAGCCAAGGUCCUCGCUCUGUCCGCCAUCCCUGCCAUCGUAGAUGUUCGAGUCGUCAAAUGGCACGAUUUGAGGCCCUCCCGGACGAGAGCCGCGUCAGGGAUGACCGGUGGCCGAACGCGUUGGGUGGCCCGGAUCGAACCGCCCGAGCCCCUGUUCCGAGACUUCGUGCGCAUGCGCGACGCCAACGACGAGUGGUACCUGACGGCGGUGCAGAAAGUCGCCGGACACCGAGACCUGCACGGACUGUUCCGCGUCGAACAGGCGCUCGUCGAACUAGCUGCGCAUAGGCGGGGAGUCCACGACUACGCGCUCACCACCGUCGGCCGGCUCGUCCAUGGGACCCACUGGAACUGGACCCGGUUCCUGACCGCCGUCUUCCGAGGCGCGGCUACAUUCGGCCGGCGGACGCCCGUCCUGGUCAAGGGCGGCUCCUUCCAGCGACAGCUGGCCGCCCUGGUGACGCAGUUCGGCGUCACGCUGCUACGAAACUACCUGGCCUUCCGCAUGUACGUACGCUACGCCCCGUUCCUGGAACGGAGGACCGAGCGCUUCAGCCAAGUGGCACAGCUAUCGGGCGCUCGCCAGCCCGGCUGGGGGGACGGGGACCCGGCGGCCGACGUCGCCGACCUGCGCUGCCUGAGGCUGGUGGCCGGCGCAGUUCCCGAGCUCGUGGCGUUCGUCUACUGGAACGGGGUGAGGCUGGGAAACCGGAAGCGGAGAGGAGGACGGAGCCCGAAAAGGCGCGCGCGACUGCAGCGCCACUUCCGCGAGAUGACACGCCGUCUGGUGGACUGGAUCGUCAGCACGUCAGCGCACGAGCUGGCGCGUUCCAACGGGACGUCCCGCGAGCUCUCCUCCCGUUUCCUGCGGUCGACGGGCUCGCUUCGGCGGCAGCUGUUCCUGCCGGACUGGCUGCACAAGCCCUGGUUGCGCAUGCGCUAUGCCGAGCUGGCCUUCGCCGACGCCGAGGAUUCUCCGCUGGCCUCGUGGAGGGCGCUGCUGGCAUCGCGCAAGAGGAACGCGCUGCUCAAGAUCGCCGACAGGGGCUUCGAGACUUUCUGGGAGGGCCCAGCGCUAAGGGACACGCCAUGGCUGGAUGUGGACGAGGGGUACCUAGCUGUGCCACCAGGUGCCGUUGACACCACGUACGUUGCGCCGCAAUACGGAUAG